GAAUUCAAAGUUGAUGAUUGUCGAUUGAUUGCUAUUUGACAGUUGACAGCUUUCAACAAACUUCCCUUCAAUCCCCUUGCUCUUUUCUGUGUUAAGUUAGCCUACAGGCGGCUUUCAAGAUGUUGAUGCCCAAACAAAACCGUGUUGCUAUUUAUGAGUACCUCUUUAAAGAGGGAGUCAUGGUAGCCAAAAAAGACUAUCAUGCACCGAAGCAUACUGAACUAGAGAAGAUUCCUAACCUCCAAGUUAUCAAAGCUAUGCAAUCACUCAAGUCCAGAGGUUAUGUCAAAGAACAGUUUGCCUGGAGGCACUUUUACUGGUACCUAACCAAUGAGGGUAUUGAAUACUUGAGAAUAUUCUUGCACCUUCCUCCUGAAAUUGUGCCUGCAACACUUAAGCGCUCAGUACGUACAGAGACAGUACGCCGUGGCCCUGUUGGUCGUCCUGAUGCCCCAGCCCGCUCUGCUGAGGACAGAUCUGCAUACAGACGUACUCCUGCUGCCCCUGGUGUUGCACCUCAUGAUAAAAAGGCUGAUGUUGGUCCAGGCUCAGCUGAUCUUGAAUUUAAGGGAGGCUAUGGACGUGGCAGGCCUGCUUCAUAAUUUAAGCAAUAAAAAAACUUAAAAUAAGUCAA
Messenger RNA from Bombyx mandarina (wild silkworm), 634 nucleotides. It is a transcript of the gene RpS10b, whose product is annotated as Ribosomal protein S10b. The record is from RefSeq and is a predicted model, not a curated record. Gene Ontology annotation, molecular function: RNA binding; structural constituent of ribosome. NCBI's taxonomy places the organism in Eukaryota, Metazoa, Arthropoda, Insecta, Lepidoptera, Bombycidae. Gene Ontology annotation, cellular component: cytosolic small ribosomal subunit.